CGAUGCUUAAACCCAAACGGAUAUCAACCGUCCAUCGAAACGCUCUUAUCUCCUCCACCUUCCCGUCGUAGUCGCACUGUCGCAGGCGAGUAAAAGGCGUAUGAAAAGAUAUUUCUCAGAUCUAGGUAAGAUAUGGAAGAGAAGAAGCUUGCAGACGAUAGAAACAGCGAUGAGCAAGUAGAGAGAAUUGAAUUGGUGGUUUCUGAUGUUGAUGCGAGGGAUACAGAAGAUGAGGUCUUUGAGGAAGCUAUCGACAGUUCGAAGCCUGAAUCUUUUCAAGCCGAUGAUGGGUUACACGAGGAUUCACCUUCAGAGGAAGUGAAAGAUUCCAAGGUUAAUGGAGAGAGCCAUGGUGAGGCAAACGGGCAAGAUAUAACUACGGGAGAGGCUGUACCAGGUUUUGUGACUUCCCGAAUGAAUGGUGUUGAAGGGGAAGCAAGUGCAGGGAAUGUCAGCGAUACAGCUACACUUUCUUUUUCUGAAAAUGGAACUGUCUCUCUUGAGAAGAAAGCUGUUCUCCUCUCUUUCGGGUCAGAUAUGGAAGAGAAGAAGCUUGUAGACGAUAGAAUCAGCGAUGACCAAGUAGAUAACAACAUAUUGCUGGUUUCUAAUGUUGAUGCGAGGGAUACCGUAGAUGAGGUAUUUGAGGAAGCUAUUAACGGUUUCCAAGACGAUGAUGGGUUGCACGAGGAUUUACCUCGAGAGGCAACUCCUGCAGUUUACAUGGAUGAUCUGGAAGAAGUGAGUAGCAAUGAGAAGGAAGUGAUAGAUUCCAUGGUUAGUGGAGAGAGCCAUGGGGAGGCAAACGUGCAAGAUAUAACUACGGGAGAGGCUGCACCAGGUUUUGUGACUUUCAAAAUGAAUGGUGAUGAGGGGAAGUCAGGUACAGAUAAUGUCAGCGAGACAGCUACACAUUCUUUUUCUGAAAAUGGAAAGAAACAACUGGUGGCUGAAGUGAUCGAGGAAACAAGGAAUGGUGGUAUAGAAGAGGAAAACAGGGAUGAAAAUGUUGAUGUAUCAGCUGGCAGAGGAACAGAACAAGAGGCACAAAGAAAUGGUGAGACUGCUGCCGAUUACAACACUGUUAAACGUGCUUCAGGUGAGAGAUCCUUGAAUGAUAGUAUAGCUUGUGCUGGGACCUUAUCUCCAUUGGAGAAAUCUAGUUCUGAGGAAAAGGGAGAGACUGAAGGUCACAUCAGUAGAGAGCAUGAUACUGUUCAAAACAGUAAGGGAGGACUUGGUGUUGAACAUACUUCUCAACCUAAUAAGGAAUUUGAGAAGAAGCAAGGCAGCAGAGUGAAUAUGAGUCCAGAGAUUCAGGAAAGCCCACAUUUGGAAAGAAAAUCUGAGGAAGCAAGUUCUGUUUCACCAACAGAAUCUACAAGUAAUACUGCAGCGUCACCUCCUGCUCGCCCAGCAGGCCUUGGGCGUGAUGCUCCUCUUUUGGAAUCCACACCACGUGUUCCUCAUCAGCCUCGUGUCAAUGGUAAUGUGUCUCAGAAUCAGUCUGAGCAAGCAGAGGACCCUACCCCUGCAGAGACCGAUGAGCAUGAUGAGACCCGUGAGAAGCUCCAAUUGAUCAGGGUCAAGUUUUUGAGGCUUUCACAUAGAUUAGGGCAAACUCCACAUAAUGUUGUUGUUGCUCAGGUUUUGUAUAGGCUUGGAUUAGCAGAGCAGUUGAGGGGGAGAAACGGAAGCCGUGUUGGUGCCUUUAGUUUUGAUCGAGCCAGUUCCAUGGCAGAACAACUUGAGGCAGCUGGACAGGAUCCACUUGAUUUUUCUUGUACAGUUAUGGUGCUCGGUAAAAGUGGUGUUGGUAAGAGUGCUACGAUUAAUUCUAUUUUUGAUGAACCGAAAAUCUGUACCGAUGCAUUUCAGAUGGGGACAAAGAGGGUUCAGGAGGUUGAGGGUUUUGUUCAGGGAAUUAAGGUUCGGGUGAUUGACACUCCAGGUCUCUUACCAUCAUGGUCUGAUCAACACAAGAAUGAGAAAAUGUUGAAGUCUGUUAAGGCUUUCAUCAAGAAAAAUCCACCGGAUAUCGUAUUAUAUCUUGAUAGGCUGGAUAUGCAAAGCAGAGAUUCUGGUGACACUCCUCUCUUGCGCACCAUCACUGAUGUUUUUGGACCAUCGAUAUGGUUUAAUGCCAUUGUGGGUUUGACUCAUGCCGCUUCUGCUCCACCAGAUGGCCCAAAUGGCACUGCCUCUAGCUAUGACAUGUUUGUAACACAACGUUCUCAUGUCAUUCAGCAGGCCAUUCGCCAAGCAGCUGGAGAUAUGAGGCUCAUGAACCCUGUGUCUUUAGUUGAGAACCACUCUGCUUGCAGGACAAAUCGGGCAGGUCAGAGAGUAUUGCCGAAUGGCCAAGUGUGGAAGCCUCAUUUGCUGUUACUCUCAUUUGCGUCCAAGAUUCUAGCAGAAGCAAAUGCUCUUCUGAAAUUACAAGAUAAUAAUACUCCAGGGAGACCAUUUGUAGCUCGAUCCAAGGCUCCACCACUGCCACUUCUCCUCUCAUCGUUUCUGCAAUCAAGACCGCAAGCUAAACUUCCUGAAGAGCAGUAUGGUGAUGAAGAAGAUGAAGAUGAUUUGGACGAAUCAUCAGGUUCUGACGAAGAAUCAGAGUACGACCAGCUUCCUCCUUUUAAGCGUUUGACUAAAGCUGAGAUGGGUAGUCUUAGUAAAUCUCAGAAGAAGGAAUAUCUUGAUGAGAUGGAGUACCGGGAGAAACUAUUUAUGAAGAGGCAGAUGAAAGAGGAAAGAAAGAGACGUAAGAUGAUGAAGAAAUUUGCUGCCGAGAUUAAAGAAUUUGCUAACGGGCAUAGUGAAAAUGUGGAAGAGGAGAGAAGUGAACCUGCUUCUGUUCCAGUUCCCAUGCCAGAUUUGUCUCUACCUGCAUCGUUCGACUCUGACAACCCUACUCACAGGUACCGGUCUCUUGAUUCCUCCAAUCAGUGGCUUGUUAGGCCAGUCCUGGAAACUCAGGGGUGGGAUCAUGAUGUUGGGUAUGAAGGUGUCAAUGCAGAACGACUUUUUGUUGUUAAAGAAAAGAUACCGAUAUCUUUCUCGGGGCAAGUUACAAAGGACAAAAAGGAUGCAAAUGUGCAGCUGGAAAUGGCCAGCUCGGUUAAACAUGGAGAGGGCAGAUCAACCUCCCUAGGUUUUGAGAUGCAAAAUGCUGGGAAGGAAUUGGCUUACACUGUUCGAAGUGAUACCAAAUUUAACAAUUUUAGGAAACACAAAGCUGCAGCUGGUCUCUCUGUAACGCUCUUGGGUGAUUCGGUGUCUGCGGGGCUGAAAGUUGAGGAUAAGUUGAUUGCUAAUAAAAGGUUCAGAAUGGUUAUGUGUGGAGGGGCAAUGACUAGUCGAGGAGAUGUUGCUUAUGGGGGUAGUUUAGAAGCUCAGCUGAGAGAUAAAGAUUAUCCGCUGGGUAGGUUUUUAUCUACUCUAGGACUUUCUGUGAUGGAUUGGCAUGGGGAUCUUGCUAUUGGAGGGAAUAUACAGUCCCAGGUGCCCAUAGGACGUUCAUCUAAUCUAAUAGCUCGUGCUAAUCUGAACAACAGAGGGGCAGGGCAAGUAAGCCUCCGCGUAAAUAGCUCUGAGCAGCUCCAACUUGCACUGGUCGCAUUGGUUCCUCUGUUCAAGAAGCUACUUAGUUAUUAUUCCCCUCAGCAAAUGGAAUAUUGACAAUAAUGGAUCACUUCGGGUUUCAAUUCACUUACUACAAGAACAUCCUAGAUUGAGAGUUGAAAAGGAACCUUGGUGUGCCCUUUGGGUUGAAAACUUUAAGAACAAUUUGUUGGAGGAGGCCUCUGUUUUCUUUACAUAGCCAGAACACUUGUUCGUUCCUUGUCUAAUUUAAGCAUAGUUGUGGUUUUAUUCUCUUUCCAAAACCUUUGUAUGGCUUUCUGUUCAUGUCUACCUCUGGAUUUUUCAUAAAGCUUGUUAAAAUUAUGCUGCAAUCUACUUGUUGAUUUUAAGACACCCA
Brassica rapa (field mustard) is the source of this 3982-nucleotide messenger RNA. RefSeq names its product translocase of chloroplast 120, chloroplastic. Lineage: Eukaryota; Viridiplantae; Streptophyta; Magnoliopsida; Brassicales; Brassicaceae. The record is from RefSeq and is a predicted model, not a curated record. Gene Ontology annotation, cellular component: chloroplast outer membrane. Gene Ontology annotation, biological process: protein targeting to chloroplast. Gene Ontology annotation, molecular function: GTPase activity; GTP binding.